Tinamus guttatus (white-throated tinamou) is the source of this 1739-nucleotide messenger RNA. The record is from RefSeq and is a predicted model, not a curated record. NCBI's taxonomy places the organism in Eukaryota, Metazoa, Chordata, Aves, Tinamiformes, Tinamidae.
GGUUGGUUGAAAACUUACGGCUAUUUGCUUCCAUCUGACAGCCAAAUGCCUGCCUUGCAGUCGAGCAAAGCCAUGCAGUCUGCAGUGGCCACUAUGCAGCAGUUUUACGGGAUCCCAGUAACAGGAGUUUUGGAUCCAACGACUGUUGAGUGGAUGAAGAAGCCUCGAUGCGGAGUCCCAGAUCAUCCCCACUUAGGCCGUAACCGGAGGAAUAAACGAUAUGCACUAACUGGACAAAAAUGGAGGCAGAAGCAUAUAACCUACAGUGUACACAACUAUACCCCCAAGGUUGGAGAGACGGAUACAAGGAGAGCUAUUCGUCAGGCAUUUGAUGUUUGGCAGAGAGUAACACCACUCACCUUUGAAGAGGUCCCUUACCAUGAAAUUAAAAAUGACAGGAAGGAGGCAGAUAUUAUGAUAUUUUUUGCUUCUGGUUUCCAUGGAGACAGUUCUCCGUUUGAUGGAGAGGGUGGAUUCCUAGCUCACGCUUACUUUCCUGGACCAGGAAUAGGAGGAGAUACUCACUUUGAUUCAGAUGAGCCAUGGACCCUGGGAAAUUCUAAUCACGAUGGUAACGAUCUCUUUCUGGUUGCAGUCCAUGAGCUGGGACACGCGUUGGGUCUGGAACACUCCAAUGAUCCCAGUGCUAUCAUGGCUCCUUUCUACCAGUACAUGGAAACACACAACUUCAAACUGCCCCAAGAUGACCUCCAAGGAAUUCAGAAAAUCUAUGGUCCACCUGUUGAGCCAUUGGAACCAACUAGGCCUUUACCAACUCUUCCUGUUCGCAGAAUUCAUUCUACUUCAGAAAGAAAACAUGACAGACAACCGAGACCUCCUAGUCCUCCUCUGGGUGAUAGGCCAUCUCCUCCAGGCACAAAACCGAAUAUCUGUGAUGGCAACUUCAACACUGUGGCUCUCUUUAGAGGAGAAAUGUUUGUUUUCAAGGAUCGCUGGUUCUGGCGUCUGCGCAACAACCGAGUGCAGGAGGGCUAUCCCAUGCAAAUUGAGCAAUUCUGGAAAGGCCUCCCUGCAAAGAUUGAUGCAGCCUAUGAGAGGUCUGAUGGAAAAUUUGUCUUCUUCAAAGGAGAUAAAUAUUGGGUUUUUAAAGAAGUGACAGCAGAACCAGGAUACCCACACAGGCUUGUGGAGCUGGAUAGCUGUCUUCCCCGGGAAGGCAUUGACACAGCUUUGCGUUGGGAGCCUGUAGGUAAAACUUACUUCUUCAAAGGAGACAAGUACUGGAGAUACAAUGAAGACAAGCGAGCAACAGACCCAGGAUACCCAAAGCCCAUCACUGUGUGGAGAGGAAUCCCUCAGGCUCCACAAGGAGCUUUUAUCAGCAAAGAAGGCUUUUAUACUUACUUUUACAAAGGGAAGGACUAUUGGAAGUUUGAUAACCAGCGGCUGAGUGUGGAGCCAGGCUACCCCAGGUCAAUCCUCAAAGACUGGAUGGGCUGUAACCAGAAGGAUGUUGAACGGAGCACAGACAGACACCUCCCCCACGAUGAUGUGGAUAUUAUGGUGACAAUAAAUGAUGUGCCUAGCACUGUAAAUGCAAUUGCAGUUGUCAUCCCUUGCAUUUUGUCUCUGUGUAUCCUUGUCCUGGUGUACACAAUCUUCCAGUUUAAGAACAAAGAGGUGCAGCAAAACGUUGUAUAUUACAAAAGACCUGUCCAGGAAUGGGUAUGACACAGCCAGCUGCACAUUUCCAUUCAUUGCUCGAAUGAGGACUACAG